Phytomonas sp. Hart1 is the source of this 1917-nucleotide messenger RNA. Lineage: Eukaryota; Euglenozoa; Kinetoplastea; Trypanosomatida; Trypanosomatidae. The record is from the annotation of a GenBank genome assembly.
AUGCGGCGGUUUAUUUGUCCUUUUUCGUGGGUGGGCCCCCUUUUUUGUCGUGGGCUCCACACCAACGAGAAUACCCGCAAUGUCGCGAUCAUCGCGCACGUCGACCACGGCAAGACAACGCUGGUGGACAGCAUGCUCAGCCAGUCCGGGACGGUAGCGAACGCGCACAAUCGCGUGAUGGACACCAAAGACCAAGAACGCGAGCGGGGGAUUACCAUUUUGGCCAAAAACACCGCCGUCCUUUUAACCCAAACCGACCCCAACGCGGCGAAGCGGAUUAACAUCGUGGAUACCCCCGGGCAUCUGGAUUUCUCCGGCGAGGUCGAGCGCGCGCUGCAGUUGGUGGAGGGGUUUAUUCUUCUCGUGGACGCCAAGGAGGGGAUUCGCCCGGGGACCCGCUAUGUUCUGCGGAAGGCCCUCGCGCUGAACCUCACGCCGAUUGUGUGCAUUAACAAAAUCGACAAGGACAACAGCUGCAUUGAGAAGACGGAAAACGACAUCCAGGAUUUAUUCCUCGACUGCGCGACGAACGACUCGCAGUUGGAUCUCUGCUUUAUGUACGGCUCGGGGCGCUCGGGCUAUAUGAACCAAACCCCGGAAAAAGGCGGCUCGCUGGACCCGCUUUUUCGCACGAUCUUCCAGAUCGUCCCGCCGCCCAAGGCGGAGGACGGCCAGGAACUCCAGAUUUUGGUCGCGCAAAUCGACGUGCAAAAGGCGGGGGGCGAAAAAAUCGCGAUCGGGCGCAUUUUUCAGGGCGCCGUCCACGUCGGGGACGUCGUCACGGUCGCACUCGAGGACCGGCAGGUCAACGCGCUCGUCAACAAAAUCGAGUUAUACCGCGGGGUGCACACCGACAGCGUGGCCUCCGCCAGUUUUGGCGAUAUCUGCGCCAUCACACUGCAAGAGCCGAUUCAGCAAAAAAUCCCACUCCAGAUCGGCUCCACGAUCGGGUCGGAGGGCAAGGUAAAGUUGUUUCCAUACCAAAAGCCGGAUGAGCCCACCUACAGUUUGAUUCUCCAGGAGAGUGAGGCCCCGUGGAAAGGAAAGGAGUGCGAUGAGGGCCUGAGCCGAAUUCACUUCCUUCAGAAGCGCCUGGAAAGGGAGGCAUUGGUGAACACGGCCCUCCAACUGAGCGGACUGGGCACCUCGCAGAUCACCAUGCGGGGGCGCGGCCCACUUCACCUCUCCGUCAUUAUCGAGGACAUGCGUCGGGAGGGGUAUGAAUUCGAAAUCCAGGCCCCCCAAAUCAUCACCAAGCUCGUCAACGGCGCGGAGUGUGAGCCAUACGAGCGCCUAACGCUCGAGUUUAAGGAGGAUCUCAUCUCCCCGAUCGUCUCGUUUUUGAGUAUGCGAAUGGCCGAAAUCGGCGAAAUCGAACCGGUUUCGGGUGGUCGGGUGGUGCUGGAGUGUGUGAUGCCGGUACGCCUCAUGGCGCGUCUUCCGCUCAAGUUCCACACCAUGACCAGCGGGGACGGGGUCCUGAACCACAACUUCGACUCCUAUAAACCCUUAGCGGCAGGGGAGAACGCGCGCGAGACCGGCGCUCUUAUUUCGGUCGAAAAUGGUGAUGUCACCGACUGGGCCCUCUCAGGGGUCUCCUCCCAAGGAAAUUUCUUCGUUCUCCCUGGUGAUCAUGUCUACUAUGGGCAGAUCAUCGGUGAGAACACGAAGACCCUAUUGCAAAACCUGGGUUUAAAUGUCUGCAAACACAACGAGCAGCUCGGUGGGAUGCGCGCCAACUCGGUGGACAAGUUAAAAAGCAGGCGAAGUGGCUACCAGGCGGUGCGUUAUACCUUUGAGGAAUCGGCCUCAUGGGUCACGGAUGACGAGUUGAUCACGGUGACGCCGAAAUCCAUUCGGAUGCGAAAGCCAAACUUCACUGGAAAGACCACCAUGCGCUCGCUAAAGCGGAAGUGA